AUGACCACGGAAGACAUACUCAAGUCUUUCAUGCUACAGUCCAACAAGCUCAUGGAACAGAACAACCAAAGAAUGGAGAAGAACAUCGGCACACAGAUCAGCCAGAUUUCCCAGACUGUGAGUACUAUUACUCAACCGGGAAAGUUUCCUUCGAACACCAUUAUAAAUCUCAAAGAUUGCAAAGCGGUGCAGUUGAGGAGUGGAAAAAGUUAUGAUGGACCUGCAAUGCCAUCAGAGGAUAGAGUAACAGAAAAGGGACCUGAGGAGGAGGAGUUAGUCGAGGAAGUUGAGACCGAGAUAGUACAUAUUACUUCCCCACCUAAGGAGAACGUGGCCCCAACUCUACCUACACCACCUGCAGCAGCUCACACUCCCCCUGACGUGAGGAUUCCCUAUCCUCAGCGUGUGCAGAGGAAGAAGACAGACGCACAGUUCUCGAGAUUCUUGGAUAUAUUUAGGAAGGUGCAGAUAAACAUCCCAUUGGUGGAGGCACUACAGCAAAUGCCGAGCUAUGCCAAGUUUCUGAAGGAUGUGGUUUCCAACAAGAGGAGAUGGAUGGAGUAUGAGAUGGUGAAUUUGACUGAAAGAUGCAGCGCCAUUAUUCAGAAGAAGUUGCCAGCUAAACUGAAGGAUCCUGGAAGUUUUACCAUCUCUUGCAUAGUGGGAGACUGUCAAGAAGGGAGAGCGUUAUGUGAUCUGGGGGCGAGUAUCAACCUGAUGCCCUAUUCGUUCUUCCAGAAAAUGAAGAUUGGAGUGCUCAGACCCACUACUAUAUCACUGCAGAUGGCUGAUAGAACGGUGUCAUAUCCAAAGGGGAUCGUUGAAGACAUACUUGUCAAGGUCGGGGAAUUUAUUUUUCCAACCGACUUUGUAGUACUUGAUAUGGAGGAAGAUAGACACGUCCCACUUCUCUUAGGCAGGCCCUUCUUAGCCACAGGGAGAGCACUGAUUGAUGUGCACAAAGGAGAACUUACUCUCCGACUGAAUGAUGAGAGUAUCACAUUCUCCAUUUAUGAUGCAAUGCAAAUACAUGAUGAUGAGGAUGCUUGGAGGUUCAAACCGUGUAACAUGAUUGAGGUGAUUGACGACAAUCUGCAAGUGUCUGAAUUUACGGAGGAGCUACUUUAUUUUGUGGGAGCUCUUAAUUCUGGUGGGGAGAUUCCAAGAAGGAACAACAAGUUUUUAUCCCUCAAAGAUCCGGCAGAUGAGGAAGAGAAAGAAGAGAAGAAAGAGGAACUUAAGCCGUUGCCCUCACACCUCAAGUAUGCCUUCCUUGGAGAGAAUGAGACGUAUCCGGUAAUUGUCUCCUCGUUACUUACUCCCACUGAACUCGAUAAACUGCUGCGAGUGCUCAGGAAGCAUAAGAGAGUUAUAGGAUGGUCUAUCUCAGACCUCAAAGGAAUCAGCCCUACUGUCUGCAUGCACAGGAUUCUAUUAGAAGAAGGAUCCAAACCUAAAGCACAAAAUCAAAGGAGGCUCAACCCGAUAAUGCAAAAUGUGGUGAAAAAGGAGGUAUUGAAGUUGUUGAAAGCCGGGAUUAUAUAUGCUAUUUCUGACAGUGAUUGGGUAAGUCCCACCCAAGUCGUGGCCAAGAAGGGUGGAAUGACUGUGAUUCAAGGUGGCAAUGAUGAGAUGAUAGCCACAAGACUGGUGACAGGACGGCGAGUUUGCAUCGACUACCGAAUUCUCAAUGCAGCCACGAGGAAGGACCAUUUCCCCCUCCCGUUUAUUGAUCAGAUGCUUGACAGAUUAGGGGGAUAUGAGUACUACUGCUUCCUCGAUGGCUAUUCUGGAUAUAAUCAAAUCCUGAUCGCCCCAGAGGAUCAAUAUAAAUCGGCCUUUAUUUGCCCGUAUGGUGUCUAUGCCUUCCGGAGGAUGUCUUUUGGACUGUGCAACGCCCCUGCCACGUUUCAGAGAUGUAUGAGACAUGGUGGAAGAUAUUAUGGAAGUCUUCAUGGAUGA
Messenger RNA from Salvia splendens (bonfire salvia), 1962 nucleotides. RefSeq lists its product as uncharacterized. Lineage: Eukaryota; Viridiplantae; Streptophyta; Magnoliopsida; Lamiales; Lamiaceae. The transcript has 2 exons. The record is from RefSeq and is a predicted model, not a curated record. Bases 1 to 1962 code for a protein of 653 amino acids.